UUUACAGCUAACAGCUAAAUCGCAGGCAUAUUUUCAGCCUGUUUAUGUCUGUGACUAAAGUCCAUUGGUACGAUAUCUUUAAAUUAGCCGGUUACCUGCUCUGUCAACUGAUUUACUAACGCUACUGUGUACAUAUUUUUAUUGCAUAAAGAAAUGGCAAUAUCAGCUGAUCACAUCCGGGAUAAACUUACUAAGGAACUCGCGGCAGUGCACGUGGAUGUGGAGGAUACCUCACCCAACAGAUGUGCUGCCAGUUUCAAAGUCCUCGUGGUGUCGCCCCAAUUUGAGGGAAAGCCACUGUUGCAGAGACACAGGAUGGUGAAUACAUGUCUGGGCGAGGAGCUGAAAGAGAUCCACGCUUUUGAACAGAAGACCCUCACACCAGAACAGUGGGAGAAACAGAAGUCACAAUGACACACACACAUUAUAUCACAUUCCCAUCAGUUUGUAAAUCAUCCCAUUAAACAGACCUCAGUACUUCUGUGACAUUUUUAAAAAAAAAGAUGAAUUUGUGAUAUUCCACUGCAAUGCCUUGCUGACAAUAAAACACUUUGAUGCUG
Molecule: messenger RNA, 560 nt
Organism: Acanthochromis polyacanthus (spiny chromis)
Lineage: Eukaryota; Metazoa; Chordata; Actinopteri; Pomacentridae
Exons: 3
Coding region: 154-414 (86 amino acids)
Biological process (GO): intracellular iron ion homeostasis
Cellular component (GO): cytosol; nucleus
Molecular function (GO): 2 iron, 2 sulfur cluster binding
Source: RefSeq, a predicted model, not a curated record